Zalophus californianus (California sea lion) is the source of this 4804-nucleotide messenger RNA. It is a transcript of the gene TMC7, whose product is annotated as transmembrane channel like 7. The record is from RefSeq and is a predicted model, not a curated record. Gene Ontology annotation, molecular function: mechanosensitive monoatomic ion channel activity. The transcript has 17 exons. The coding region runs from base 209 to 2425 and encodes 738 amino acids. Lineage: Eukaryota; Metazoa; Chordata; Mammalia; Carnivora; Otariidae. Gene Ontology annotation, cellular component: plasma membrane.
CCGCCCGCCGCACUCCCACCCGGCGCCUGGGCCCCCGGGGGUCCGGCGGCGGCGCGCGGGGAAAGGGCCGCCUCGGCGCCGCGCCCCGCCCCGCCCCGGCCUCUGUGACGUCCGCGCCGGAACCUGGAAUUUCGGCUCCGGGAGCUGGCGGCGGCGGCGGCGUUCGGAGCGGGUCUCCGGUGGCCUGUCGGGGGCGCGGGGCGCAGCCAUGAGCGAGUCCAGUGCCAGUGCGCUCCCGCCAGGCAGGCGCAGCAGGCAGCCCUUCAUCCACCCAGAGAACCUCUCUUUGGACUCCAGUGGCUUUUCUUCUCCACCUGUGAAUUUCCUUCAAGAAUUGCCAAGCUAUCGGUCCAUUGCACGCAGGAGGACGACCAUUCUUUCCCGAGACAAGCAAAGUGGCACUUUGCUGAAGCCGACAGACUCGUACAGCUCCCAGCUGGAGGGAGGAAUCACCGAAAACCUCAAUAGCCAGUCGAUUCGGAAGUAUGCACUGAACAUCUCUGAGAAGCGGAGGCUAAGGAACAUUCAGGAGACCCAAAUGAAGUAUUUAUCUGAGUGGGACCAGUGGAAACGGUAUAGCAGCAAGUCUUGGAAGAGGUUCAUAGGGAAGGCUCGUGAGAUGACCACCCACUUGGAGCUGUGGCGGGAGGACAUUCGCAGCAUAGAAGGGAAAUUUGGCACUGGGAUUCAGUCCUAUUUCUCCUUCUUGCGGUUUCUUGUGUUGCUGAAUUUGGUGAUAUUUCUGAUCAUCUUUAUGCUGGUUUUGCUCCCGGUCUUGCUCACCAAAUACAACAUCACCAACAGCACUUUUGUGGUCAUUCCGUCCCAAGACACGGAUGUUCAAUGCACAGUUUAUCCAAUAAGUAGCUCUGGACUCAUUUACUUUUAUAGUUAUGUCAUAGACUUGCUCUCUGGCACUGGUUUCUUGGAGGAGACCUGCCUCUUUUAUGGACAUUACACCAUUGAUGGAGUAAAAUUUCAAAACUUCACCUAUGAUCUGCCCCUGGCUUAUUUGUUAAGCACAAUUGCCUACCUGGCCCUGAGCCUUCUUUGGAUAGUGAAAAGGUCGGUGGAAGGGUUCAAAAUCAACCUGAUCCGGAGUGAGGAGCACUUCCAGAGUUACUGCAACAAGAUCUUUGCCGGCUGGGACUUCUGCAUCACCAACCGAGGCAUGGCGGACCUGAAGCACAGCAGCCUGCGGUACGAGCUCCGAGCAGAUCUGGAAGAAGAAAGAAUACGGCAGAAGAUAGCAGAAAGAACAUCAGAAGAAACGAUACGGAUUUACUCUCUGAGACUGUUUUUGAACUGUAUUGUUCUGGCCGUUUUAGCCGCAUGCUUUUAUGCAAUCUACAGAGCGACAAUAUUCUCACAGGAGCACAUGAAAAAAGAAAUUGACAAGAUGGUUUUUGGAGAGAACCUUUUGAUAUUGUACCUGCCUUCUAUUGUGAUUACGCUGGCCAAUUUUAUCACCCCAAUGAUCUUUGCCAAGAUCAUCCACUAUGAGGAUUAUUCCCCAGGCUUUGAGAUCCGGCUGACAAUACUUAGGUGUGUCUUUAUGCGGCUGGCUACCAUCUGUGUGCUGGUGUUCACCCUGGGUUCCAAGAUUACAUCCUGUGAUAACUACUCCUGUGAGCUCUGUGGCUACAACCAGAAACUCUACCCGUGCUGGGAGACCCAAGUUGGGCAGGAAAUGUACAAGCUGAUGAUCUUUGACCUCAUCAUCAUCUUGGCUGUGACGCUUUUUGUGGAUUUUCCCAGAAAACAUGUGACUAACCAGUUUCCAGGAGAAAUGCUCCUGGUGACCUACUGUUCCUCUUGGAAGCUGAUUCAGUGCUGGGGACAGCAGGAAUUUGCCAUUCCUGAUAACGUUCUGGGGAUCGUCUAUGGGCAAACCAUUUGCUGGAUUGGAGCGUUUUUCUCACCUCUUCUCCCUGCAAUUGCAACCUUGAAAUUCAUUAUCAUCUUUUAUGUGAAAGAGAUGAGUCUUCUUUAUACCUGCAGACCCUCCCCAAGACAGUUCAGAGCAUCCAAUUCUAAUUUCUUCUUCCUGUUGGUGUUGUUGAUUGGGCUUUGUUUGGCCAUAAUACCUCUGACAAUCAGCAUGGCACGCAUCUCUUCCUCGAAAGCCUGUGGGCCAUUCACCAACUUCAACACCACCUGGGAGGUGGUCCCCAAGACAGUGAGCACCUUUCCCAGCUCACUGCAGUCCCUGGUCUAUGGCGUCACAUCGGAAGCCUUUGCAGUGCCUUUUUUCAUGAUCAUCUGCCUCAUCAUGUUUUACUUCAUCGCCCUGGCCGGAGCACACAAGCGGGUGGUGGUCCAGCUCCGAGAGCAGCUAUCCCUGGAAAGUCGUGACAAGCGCUACCUGAUCCAGAAACUAACAGAAGCCCAGAAGGAUAUAAAGAACAGACUGGACUGGCAAUGAGGAUCCUUCCACGUGCUGCUCAUAAGCUGACCUGGUGACCUGCCGAGCCUACAGAGUCCACCUGGGUUUGGAGCAGAACUUUUAAAAUACAUUUUUCUGGAGUUCAGGUCUUCCCUGAAGGUGGUGGUGGUGUUUAUGGCACCCAGCCCCUGUGGAGGGCUUUCGUGACUUCGAAAAAGCAGGUUCAAACCAAGUGUUUGCCUGUAGACCAGAAGCUUUAGUGACUCUCCCCCAAAACUGACUUAUUAAGCCGUUUAAGCUGUCAGAACAAAAAAUGAAGAGGGAGAGCCCUUUUGUAUUUUUCAAAGCUUAUUUGUGUUGUCUUUUACGGUUAACAUUAGUAGAGGUCACCCAUUCAUGAGGCUGGGUUAGUUCUUUUGCAACCAGGUUCUGGAGGUUUAGGCUGAGAAGUGUUCCUUAAGAAGUAGUAGCCCUUUUGACUUAAAAUGAGGCCUGAUUUUUUUUUUUUUUCAUAAAGAGAAAUCCUUGAAUUGGGAUGUUUGGAACAGAUGGUGGAAACAUGGAGAGGGUGGGUAUGUGAUCCCAGCUACCUGGUGGUAAUAUGAGAGAGAAAAGCCAUUCCUGCUGGGUGAAUAAGCAGUCUCUGAAUACCCUGGAUGAAGCUUUAGGAGGAGGGGAAUGGCUGUGGAUCUAGGGCCUUGACAUCUGAGCUUCCGGGGCAUUUUGCUAUAGCCUUACUCAGGGGAAAGCUGUCUUUACGGUGCUUGGUCCCUUCUGGUCCUGAGUUCUGAGACUUAGCAGAGGGCCCUGGGUCAUCAAAAUUAAGAGGCAAAGUUUGUCUUUCAAGUCUUCCAAAUGCCAUUUCCCUCGCUGCACUGAGGUCCCCAGCUCUAAAGGACACUAAACAUUCCAGGCUGGAAAGGGCGGUUGAGUAUGUGCACAGAGCAUGGAGCUCCAUGGUUUACGUGUGUGAGUGUUGGAGGCUGUGGGUCGCAGCAUCAGACUGGCCUGUGCCAGUGUCCCAGAGUACACAGAAUGCUGGCAUCUUCAAGGCACAUAUCCAUAUUUUAAGGGCUCUUAUUUGCUUGUGCCGAAAAUUUUGACUUUUUUUUUUACAAAAUACGCAGAGUAUAUUUCAGGGUUUCCAUUACAGCAAAAAACAACAACAACAACAAAAAACCCAUGUGCAAUAAAUACCUCAUCAUAAGCUUACCCGAAAUUGAUAGCUCUGAACCUUUCAAUGUAAGCCUAAGUUAUUGUUUCGUGUAAUCAGUUCUCAUCUUAAUAUCUUCAGAAUCUUUUCCAGAGUACUUAGUUUUAUAACAGACCGCAUGAGCCUUUCUUCUGUUGUUUUCCUUCCUUUCACUGGCUCAAAACCUUUUCCUAGGGAGUAGCCUGGAGUUUAAAGCUGGGUACAUGUUUUAGAAAGCUGCCCCUAAGAGUAUUUCCCACCCCUACCCCUACCCUCCAUUACUCAAAAAUGACCGACUACUCGCUCUGAGGAGCAAAGCAAGCUUGCCGUAGCUUACACAUUUCUGUAUAUUUGCCCCUUUGCCAGAUCAUUUUCUCGCUCUUCCCCAAAGGUAGCAUUAACACAGGCUAUUUAUGUCCCUGUGAGACCAACGAGCUUUUCAAGCUAAUAACUAUUAUUAUGGAAUUUUGAGUAACCAAAUGUUCAUUCUGUCCUCACUUGAAAAAAAUUCUAAUUGGAGUUAGGGACUAAUAUGCAUUUUUGUCUAGCACACUUACAUACAUAUAUGUUUUUGCCUUCACCAUGAUUCUGAGGUCAAGUUGUGUGUGUGUGUGUGUGUGUGUGUGUGCACGCACAUGCAUGUAUGGAAGCUCUGUUCUUUCCCUCAUAAAAUUGAUACUGAUGUAUGCUAAUAUAUUCAUUUUGGUUAAAUGCUGCUGAUUUGCAUACCUCUUACUUGAAUGUUUUUAUAUAUUUUGAUAAUUAAUAACUUCAAGUGAUGUCUGUGUAAUUGUUGAAGUGCAGGUCUCUCUAACAACUGUGCCUUAAAACUACUGAUUAAACAGUAUCUUGAAGGUUUUAAAGGGGGUUUGUGUAUAUUGGAAUUCAUGGAGGUUUCCUGUCAGCAAUCACGUGAUCAUAGAACACUAUAGCAGUUUGUAAAGUCGCUCUUUGCCCUUUCCUAGAAUCACAGAAGUAUUUAAUGCAAUCAUCGGAUGAGUGCUUUUAAGACUCCUUGGCUCUGCUUAAGCCAAGGAGGGGUAUAUGUGUGUGUUUUAAACUGAAAAGACAUAAAGUUAUUUCAGGCACUCCCCUUCCCUUCCCCACUUCCCAGAGGGAACCACUGCUAAUGAUGUUUAAUUUAUUCUCCCAGAAAAUUAUAAUACAUAUUCAAGCAGAUAUAUAUGUGUGGUUGAAUGCAUGAAAUACGUGUUUCUGAGCUUCUC